AUGAAUAUAUCAGAUUUAGUAGUUAAUCUAUCACACUUAAUAUUAAAUAAAAUAAUCAGUAAUUUAGAUCAAAACAUUGACAGAAUAUGUUUUAGUUUAGUUUGUAAGAGAUGGUUCAAUGAUAGAGAUAAAUACUUAAUGUUUAACAGAGAUAAUAUAUGUAUCAAUGCUUCUCCAAAUAACUACGAUAUCCAACUAAAUCAUAAACAUUUCCAAUUGCCUUCAUAUAAUAAGAUCUAUCUGAAAUCGAUUCAAACAAAGACUGAUUGUUCACUUUAUAUUGGAUAUAAAGAUAAUCAAACAAAGUUUCGACACGAUUUCUAUUAUGAUGAUGUUAGAAAUCUAAAUAGUAUUCCAGGUAAAAUAUCGACGAUCUCUGUUGUUUGUCAAACAAUAUCAGAUAGUGACUUGGAGUAUCUUCAUCGAUUGUUGAAUGAAUCACAAUCAGUAACAAGAUUGAUUGGAUGUCACACAUUGAAAUAUGGAUUACCAAAUACAAUCAAGAGACUCUCAUUCCGCAAUGGAUACAAUGAAAAACUAGUUCAAGGAUCACUUCCAUCUUCUUUAAAGAUUAUAGAUUUCGGUGCUCAUUUCAACCAAGAGAUUCAACCAGGUGUACUUCCAGAGGGUCUACUAGAAUUCCAUAUGAACUCGAAUUAUAAACAUGAAUUUCAACCAGGAGUGUUCCCAUCAUCUCUAAAGAACUUGGUUAUUACAAACCAUUUUAUGCCAAUCAAAGUUGGAGUACUUCCGGCACACCUUGAAUGUUUAGAAUAUACUGAUGAUUCUACAACAGUAUUGGAAAAUAUUUUACCUAAAUCGCUAAAUUCUCUACUGAUUAGAGCACCAAUUACAAGUUUCAGAGGAUUGUCAGUGCUCCCAGAUCUUCAAAUGCUUUUUAUAUUUCAAAAAAGUGACGAAAAAUCUAUAUUGAAUCUAAAUGAGCUCCCACCGACCAUUAGAGAAAUAGAAUUAAGACAAACUAGAUUGACAGGAGCAAUGCCAUCUUCAAUAGCUAAACUCACUCUUUGCGAUUGUGAAUUUCAGAUCAACGAAAUAUUCCCAGAAACAUUGCAAUACCACUUGGAAUUCCUCAGUUUAAUAGGAGAAAUUGCUAUCGGAAUUCCAUCGAACCUAAAGAUUGUUAAGUUGGCAGUGUACGCAUCGUCGAACGAACCAAUCAUUUCACUAUCACCAGAAAUAGAAUCAAUCUACCUAAGUGGCCAAUUAAACAAUGAAAAAGAACAUCUACUCGAUUGUAGUGGUGGUGAUGGUAAUCGAGGUGUUGGUGGCACAUCCGAUAAACCUGUAUUAUUAAGAGAGGUGCGUCUUCCGUUUUUCAAAAAAGUAAAACCAAAUUUUAAACUACCAAACACAGUCGAACUGUUAGAUGUUGGUAUGAAUGAUCUCAAUGAUAUAUUACCGGUGGUUCCUUCAACAAUAUUUAUAAUGGAGAGGAGUAAUCAAAUAGAUAAAAUUUUCGUUAAUCUAUCACAUUUAAUAUUAAAUAAAAUAAUAGGUUGUUUAGAUGAAAACAUUGACAGAAUAUGUUUUAGUUUAGUUUGUAAGAGAUGGUUCAACGAUAGAGAUAAAUAUUUAAUAUUCAACACUGAUAAUAUCAAUAUUAACUCUAAUAAUAAUAAUGAUAUUACUCAAAAUCAUAAACAAUUCAAGUUACCUUCGUAUAAUAACAUCUUUAAUAAAUCGAUUCAAUCAAAGACUGAUUGUUCACUUUUUAUUGGAGCAACCAGAUUUUUAUUUGGUGAAUACGAUUUUUAUUAUGAUAAAUAUACAGACUUGAAAAGUAUUCCAUCAUAUAUUUCAACGAUCGGCUCAACAGAUGAAAGUACAGACCUAGAGUAUUUCUAUCAAUUACUAUUGGAAUCACAAUCAGUAACAACAUUGAAUGGAUGCCACACACUGAGAUAUGGAUUACCAAAAACAAUCAAAACACUCUCUUUCAGCUAUAGAUUCAAUGAAUUGCUUGUUAAAGGAUCACUCCCAUCAUCUUUAGAAGUUCUUGGUUUUCAUAAUUCUUUUAAGCAAGCGAUUCAAGCAGGUGUACUUCCAGAAGGUUUACUCGAAUUCAACUUGUACAGCAUCGAAUAUCAAUCUGAUCUUCAACCAGGAGUGUUCCCAUCAUCUCUCAAGACCUUAAAUCUUUUUUAUUAUAGGAAUACUAUUAAAGCUGGAGUACUUCCAGAGAACCUUGAAUGCUUGUAUUAUUCUGGUGAAUGUACAUCAUUGAAAGAUGGAGUAUUACCUAAAUCCUUAAAGAAACUUGUGAAUGUGCCAAUGACAUGGUUACAAGCAAUAUCAUCACUUCCAAAUCUUGAAAUCAUUCAUUUUUUUCAAUUUAAAAAAGUUAUAUCAACAUUCAAUCUCGACUUAUUACCACCAUCUUUAAAGGUUCUCAAAUUCAAGCAAUUUAAGUUGAUAGGAACAAUGCCAACAUCAAUCAAAUCACUAUGCAUUGUUGAAUGUGAAUUUCAGUUUGAAGAAAUAUUCCCAGAAACAUUACAAUAUCACUUUGAAUCUCUCCAAUAUUUAAGCGAUAAGAUUCUUUCGAUUCCACCCAACGUAAAGAUCGAUAAGUUGAUAAUAGAAGGAUCCAUUGAUCAGGAAAAUUGUUCACUUUCACUUCCAUCUGGAAUCACUUCAAUCAGAUUAGAUAUGACAUUGGACCAAGGAGAUGGUUUUUUAAGAAUCGAUGGAAAUGAUCAAACAACUCUGAAAGAGCUACGACUUCCAUAUUUUGAUUUCCAACCACGUGCAUUCAUACCAAACACCAUUAAAGAGUUGGAUAUUGGUGACAAUUCACUUAUUUAUUCUUUAGAUUUGAUCAAAUCAAUCGAUUCAAUCAAAACACUUAUGCUUUCGAAAUUUCCAAAAAUUGAAAUCAUAUCACCAGAAUCUUUCAAAACAAUCAACAAUAUCAUCUAUACUGAAGAAAGCAAUAGUAAUAUUGUUAUUUACAGAAAGUUAGACGAUAAUUAUUAUUUAAUUCUAUUCCUUUAA
Molecule: messenger RNA, 3018 nt
Organism: Heterostelium album PN500
Lineage: Eukaryota; Evosea; Eumycetozoa; Acytosteliales; Acytosteliaceae
Exons: 5
Coding region: 1-3018 (1005 amino acids)
Source: RefSeq, a predicted model, not a curated record